GAAGUUAGUAUCCGCCAAAUGGCAGUAUUCAUACAAAACUGAGACGUAUCGAAAGGCAAGCUCUAUUCUUGUUUCAAGUUUUGCCGCAGCUUUGAAUCUACAGCAAGUUUUGUGCUGAUGUCGCGAAGAACCCGAAGCAGACAGGAGUGGGAGGUGCGCGCUUCUACUUUAGCUAGGAAAACUACAAAUCUUAUCCGACGUAUCGUUGAGAACCUGCAAGUGGAACCGAACCCUAACAAAGAACUUAUCGCUUUAUCAAUCGGUGAUCCAACAACGUUUGGAAAUUUAAAUCCUCCAGAACAAGUUUUGCAAGCCGUUCGCGAUAGUGUUGAGCUUACAACAAGCCGAGGCUAUGCCCCUUCUAAAGGACAUUACGAAGCAAGGGUGGCCGUAGCAAAAUAUUGCGCUCAUCAAGGCAAUGUCCAUCCUGAUGACGUCAUAUUAUCUAGUGGAUGUUCACAUGCGAUUGAAAUGGUUAUAACAGCACUUGCAGAUUCAGGUCAAAAUGUGCUAAUACCCCGGCCUGGUUUUUCAAUUUACCAGACUCUAGCAGAAGGAUUGGGAAUUAUUAUAAAACAUUAUAAUCUCCUGCCUGAUGAACAAUGGAAGGUAGACCUUGAUGAUUUAGAAAGUCAAAUUGACGACGAUACUGUAGCUAUAGUAGUCAUUAAUCCAUCCAAUCCAUGUGGAUCCGUAUAUGACAAAGAGCACUUAAGUGAAAUUUUAGACAUAGCGUCAAGGAACAGAGUGCCAAUCAUAGCAGACGAAAUAUAUGAACAUUUUGUUUUUUCCGGAAAUAAAUUUACAGCUAUAUCGUCUAUAUCCCAAGACGUACCUGUUCUCACGUGUGGUGGACUCACGAAACGGUUCUUAGUUCCUGGCUGGAGAAUGGGUUGGGUUAUAGUACACGAUCGUAAUAAUAUUUUAGGAAAAGAAAUACGAGAAGGUUUAUCAAACCUUUCGAUGAAGAUACUCGGCCCAAAUACAUUAGUACAGAGAGCUUUACCUGCUAUUUUGGAAUAUACGCCGCAAAGUUUCUUUGACGACGUGUUGUUGUUUAUCGAGAAUCAAGCGAAACUUGCUUUUGAAGAACUUCGGCACGCACCAGGAUUACGACCAAUCAUGCCUCAAGGAGCCAUGUAUAUGAUGAUAGAAAUAAAAUUAUCCCAUUUCCCUGAAUUCAGUAAUGAAUGCGUAUUUGUAGAGCGUAUGGUGGCAGAACAAUCAGUCUUUUGUUUACCAGGACAGUGCUUCGACUAUCCAAACUACAUGCGAAUUGUAUUAACGAUACCCGAGGAUAAAAUGCGGGAAGCGUGUCAACGAAUAGUAUUAUUUUGUAAAGAACAUGUAGUUUUUGCUGAGAAGAGGAAAGAUAUUGAAGAGGACGUACCGAUAACGACGGAUGUUCAAGUUAUAUGUAACAAUGACGCUCGCGUUGCUUAGUUCAAUUACUUGAGUACUAAUGUAAUGUAUCGCUCUAGACCCUGAUCGACGAUCGAGCCAUAAGCUUGUAGUAUAAAUUCCGGUGGAUUUACUUAUGGCUCGUUGUUACACGUUAUUUUUUAGAGUUUGUUCAUGCAACAUAUCGGCGUAGUUACCACGAUUUUUCAUAUCACGGGCCUGACUCGUCUAUAAGUAAAAUCGCAGUCUUACAUUCAUGAGCUUAUCAGAGCGAUAAAGCUCACUCGUCAAUUUAGACACAAACAUUUUAAGAAAUAUUGUAUUUGUAUGAACUUUUGGUUUUCCUUUUGGCGUUAUUUUGUAAAUUUUAAUUAAUCUUUUUUAAUUUAAUAUAAUCAAAUCAAAUAAAAUAUUAAUCAAAAUCAAGUUAUCGAGCUGAUAUAACGAUUGUAUUAUUUUUUGCAGUCCUGCUUUUUGACGCAGUUAUGUAUAAUUAUGUACAUUAUUAUUAUAAUAUUACCUAUCUACACAAUCAGAUAAGUAAUUGUACUGUAUACGUAUUAACAUUCUAUUUUAUAUAAACAGUUGUAAGUAAAUAUACGAUUCCAGUAAAAAAGCUUACAAGAAAAAUAGUCAUUUAAAAGUUACUUAUAAACAUCCUAUUUUUACUUUUUCUAUGUUAAAGUUUUUCUAGUAUAAAUAUCGAAAUUAGUUUUUCUAAUCAAUAGCAUUUGUUUUGAAUUAUUAUUAUCUGUUAUUAAUUGUUACAACGGAUUGUAGCGAUUCCAAUUACAGUCACUUUAAAGUAUUGUCAACGAAUUAGCUGUCGUAGGCACAUUGGCUCGUGUAAUUUAAUAUAAAAUCAUUUCUAGUAGAUAAGUUAUGUUAUAGUCAAAGGGUAUUUACAGAGCGAAUAAUUAUGAAAUAUUAUGAUAAAUAUAUUUAGACAUAGUUGCACUGGUUUAUAUAAUUAAGAUUUUAUGUUUGUUUUUUUUUUAUAAAAUAAAUAAUGAAAA
Messenger RNA from Nymphalis io (European peacock), 2417 nucleotides. RefSeq names its product tyrosine aminotransferase (gene Tat). Gene Ontology annotation, molecular function: pyridoxal phosphate binding; L-tyrosine:2-oxoglutarate transaminase activity. The record is from RefSeq and is a predicted model, not a curated record. The coding region runs from base 118 to 1443 and encodes 441 amino acids. Gene Ontology annotation, biological process: aromatic amino acid metabolic process; biosynthetic process. Lineage: Eukaryota; Metazoa; Arthropoda; Insecta; Lepidoptera; Nymphalidae. The transcript is spliced from 5 exons.